Cooperia oncophora is the source of this 336-nucleotide messenger RNA. The record is from the annotation of a GenBank genome assembly. Lineage: Eukaryota; Metazoa; Nematoda; Chromadorea; Rhabditida; Trichostrongylidae.
CUUCGAAGUCACCACUCAUUCAAGCUGUAAAGGUACUAGUCAAUGGCAGUGUGUUCUUCGAUUUUUUACCUGCUGAAGAUGUGGAUCUAGUUUCGAACUACACUGUUGAAUACCGAGAUGUGACGAGUGGUGAAGCAAAUUGGAGUCAUUUCGAUUUCGAAUCGGAUGCGUCAAGUCGAGUGCUGCUCACCAGCCUUCUACCCAACAGGACUUAUGAGGCCCGUCUGUUCAUGAACGGUCACGUCAUUCAUGGACGUCGCUCACGGACGGUCACAUUCACCACGAACAACACUGGUAUGAUUACUGUCUUACGCCUUUCGAUUUCCGACUUCCGAU